AAAAUGAUAUCUGUAAAUGCAACUCUUAGCCAGCCCUACUGAUGACAGAUCCAACAGGUCCAUGCCAAAGAGCAGUCCCAAAGAUUACCACGCUUUGAUCAGUUUCUUGUCAAGAGAGCUCCUGAACUCACUCAAUUCAUCCAAUACAUUAAACGUAGCUCAUUGUCUUUUCACCAUGGGAAAGACACGCCUUUGCUUGAUUGGGGCAGGCCCCAGCGGAAUGUCAUUCCUCUACAAUCUGGAAGUGGCUCGCAAGGAAGGCAAGGAUGUGCCGGAAGUGGUCUGAUUUGAUCGUCAAUCCAACUGGGGCGGACUUUGGAAUUACACGUGGAGAACUGGACUGGAUCAGCAUGGCGAGCCCGUUCAUGGCAGCAUGUACAGAUAUCUGUGGUCAAAUGGACCCAAAGAGGCCCUCGAGUUCCCCGACUACACCUUCGAGGAGCAUUACGGACAAACGAUCCCCUCCUUUCCACCAAGGGAAGUGCUCUUCGAUUACCUUCAAGGUCGAUGGAAAAAGUUCGAUCUGGAUCGCUUCAUCUCUUUCAACCACAGUGUGAAGGAUGUGACCUACAACGCCAACUCGGACAAAUUUUCGGUGGUGACCAAGAACCAUAAGGCUGAUAUGUUGAACAAGGCCGAGGAGUUUGAUUACGUUGUUAAUUGUAGUGGCAACUUCUCGACCCCAAAUGUUCCGUCUUUCCAGGGCAUUGAGAAAUUUCCCGGUCGAGUUUUGCACGCUCACGACUUCCGGGAUGCGGUCGAGUUCAAAGACAAGCGCCUUCUCAUCGUGGGGGCCAGCUACUCGGCCGAGGAUAUCGCCCUCCAAUGCAUCAAAUAUGGAGCCAAGAACAUCAUUUGCUCCUACCGGACCAAACCCAUGGGCUUUAAAUGGCCGUCCACUAUUUCAGAGCGCCCUCUCUUGACCAAGAUCGAAGGAAAUACGGUUCAUUUCGUUGACGGCUCGUCGGCUGAAGUGGAUGCCAUCCUGCUGGCCACUGGUUACCUCCAUCACUAUCCUCAUUUGGAGGAUCAGCUCCGACUCACUGGUCCCAACGUUCUCUUCCCUAAGGAGUUGUAUAAGGGCAUCGUUUGGACGCGAAGUGGCAAUGGGAAAUUCCUUUACAUUGGGGCCCCUGAUGAAUAUUAUACCUUCACCAUGUUCGAUAUGCAAGCCCUAUGGGCCUUAAAAUACAUCAUGGGAGAAGUCAAACGACCAGAGCGGGACGCGAUGCAAGCUGACAUGGAUAAAUGGCUCGAGUUGCAAGCCAAGAACAAGGAUUAUCAUGACGAAAUCGAUUACCAGACCAAGUACAUCAUGGAUUUGGCAGCGGAGACCAAGUAUUUGUUCAACUUGGAUGUGGCCAAGAUGUUUCAUGAUUGGGAGCACGAUAAAGAUCGGGAUAUUCUUACUUAUCGAGACAAGGCCUUCGCUAGCAAAUUUACUGGCAACAUGUCCCCUAUUCAUCACACGCCGUUCAUGCAGGCCAUGGAUGAUUCCAUGGAAUGUUUCUUGGGGUCAAAAUAAGUACAUUGAAGAGCAUUGAAACCAGUAGCCACAAUGACACGUGAAUAAUCUCGACUGAAACAAGAUUAAGGCAAUGGUCAGUUUCGAUCCAACAUCUGUGCUUUUGGUAAACAAUGUUGCUUGAAUGAAUGAAAUUGUUUAUGCCAGUUUCAUAUCAA
This is a messenger RNA of Tigriopus californicus, 1683 nucleotides long. RefSeq names its product trimethylamine monooxygenase-like. The transcript has 5 exons. The record is from RefSeq and is a predicted model, not a curated record. NCBI's taxonomy places the organism in Eukaryota, Metazoa, Arthropoda, Copepoda, Harpacticoida, Harpacticidae. The coding region runs from base 374 to 1525 and encodes 383 amino acids. Gene Ontology annotation, molecular function: flavin adenine dinucleotide binding; NADP binding; N,N-dimethylaniline monooxygenase activity.